Aspergillus ochraceoroseus IBT 24754 is the source of this 585-nucleotide messenger RNA. RefSeq lists its product as uncharacterized. The record is from RefSeq and is a predicted model, not a curated record. The coding region runs from base 1 to 585 and encodes 194 amino acids. The transcript is spliced from 3 exons. Lineage: Eukaryota; Fungi; Ascomycota; Eurotiomycetes; Eurotiales; Aspergillaceae.
AUGCCAGUAACUUCCACUGGAUCCCCCGCCGCCCCCGCGCAAGAAACCUUUGCCUGGCUGGUAGUGAGCGCUGUUCUCUCCUUGAUGGAGGGAACCCGCCGUGUGAGCGUUGCGCACGCGAUCUCUACUGGAAGCUCCUCUAAGAUCGGCGGCCACAGUAACAGAUAUCACGGGCAGUCAAGAAUAAUGAGCGCAUCGAUUUUGUCUUCUCCAAGUAUGAGCUUCGGGUCCUUAACUAGGUCCAUCAGACACCGGUCGGCUACACAGCCGUGUUAUCUGUUAAUGUGGCCGCCAAUUUCCACCAGGACCAGCGGAAAGCGAUCGACACAUGGGCAGCAAGCCUGCCACCACCAAGGAGAACGACGGGCCAUUCCGCAGCCGCAAGCCCUAGAUCCGUUCUCGCCGCCCCUUCGAGAUUCAAGUAUCCAAUUCCACGGACAUCUUGGUCUUCCCAAUCCGCUUCUGCGUCUACUCUCCUCUCCGUUAGAGAAAAUCCGAAGCCCGGCGUACCGUGAUCCGAUCUAUGCUACCUACUUGCGUGUGUCUGACAUUCCGUGCUUACUCCCGCGUAUGACCAAGAAAUAG